This is a messenger RNA of Pomacea canaliculata, 4365 nucleotides long. RefSeq names its product neo-calmodulin-like. Bases 2620 to 3090 code for a protein of 156 amino acids. Lineage: Eukaryota; Metazoa; Mollusca; Gastropoda; Architaenioglossa; Ampullariidae. The record is from RefSeq and is a predicted model, not a curated record. The transcript has 8 exons. Gene Ontology annotation, molecular function: calcium ion binding.
CUUUCAUUGUACUGAUAUCGAUAAGAGAUUUAUAUUUGUGACAUGGGAAUAGAUCAAAAGGGCGCGAUCGCGCUAGUCACGUGGUAUGUCGUCAUGAACGUUGCGGUAGGCUGUUUGCGCAUGCCCAGAAACGCUGCUGGCGCACAAGAGUGACACCGUUCCGAGCGGUAAUGCUAGGCUAAGUCGCGUGCAAGCUAUUGCGCGACGCAAACAUUGGAACAUGCGCAGAGCUUUCAUUAGACCGUAAUGGCUUGCCAUUAAUUACCAGGAAACUAUUCGGACAUGCUAUGAAUAGCAAGAACACGUUUUAUGGGGGGAACUGGGAUUUUUUAAAAAAGACUUAACAACUCCGUUGUUUCAUUUAUUGCGAAAUUUUGGCAUGCAGAAUAGGUUAACAGACAUGCAUAUUUUUAUUUUUGACGCAUUUCCCUUUGUUUUAAAAAGAUCGACUCUUCGUAAACUUUUAAAGAUAGCAUUCACGAGUUGCCUGGACAGAACAAAGCUCGACAUAUUCCAGCUAUUAAAAUUUCAUUAAAGAAAAACUAAGAAUUCUGUAACAUGAAAAAUUGUCUCUGAAAGUAAAAGAAGCAACAACAAAAAUGCAUUACCGGGACUGGACGCCACGUUUUAUAAGCAAACACUGACAAUGGAAAAGAAAACUAGAAAUACACUCGUAUAACAGCUUAUAUACAAUUUAUUGUGGAGAAACAUUUUCUUUUGGUGUCAAAGAUGAAACCUGUGACUUAGGAUGUCGAUAUGCUUUGAAAAGAGAAUAGACGGACUGACGUCAGGAAGAAUUUCAUUAUUGAAAAACAUCAACUGGAAUAAAAGGAAAGAAAAAGCCUAGGAAGAAAUUAUGCAAGACUUUAAAAAAGAUUCUAAUUGAUCUGCUGCAGUAGAGUGGUGAACACUAGAGGAUAUCGUUGAACACUAAACAAAAAGACACCCACCAAAAAAAAAAAAAAGGAAAACUCCCCAGCAACAGUCCGCCAACUUCUCUUUUAACAAAGUCGUGUAAAUGCAUGAUUGGGUGUGCAUAUGCGUGCGCAACAGGAAGCGUGCGCGGGCGUGCGUGUCGUGAUUACAAGGACACCAUCACACACGCACGUGUUGGUGCCGACGUAGACAGCACCGCGAAAUAUUAGAAGAGAAUUUCCACAAUAGUGCAAUAUCCCUAGGGCGGGAUUUUUUUUUUCUUUCUCUCACUUGGCCGGAAAUGCGCUCAGCCCUGCUACACGAUAGACACAUUAUCAAGAUUUUUUUUUUCGGUGCAGGUGACACACGAAUGCACAAUCAGCACUCGACUUGUUUUACAGGAACACUCGCAGCUUUAUCGCUAGUUGCGAAGACUGGCUAUCGCGAUUGUGGUUCUGUGUUUAAAGAUAUGAAUCCGCACUGGCCGAGAAAAAGUGACAAAAGAAUUAAAAAUGUAAAAAGAAAUCAUUGCGUAUGUGUGGGUUCGAUCGAAGCUCUUAUAAUAUGGAAAAGCUUUGUGAACGUUUGUAAAUGCGCUCUCUCACAUACACAAACGACUGUUUCAGAGUUUUAAUGUUACCCAUUCUCCUACCCUCUUCUCUAAUCUACCUCCUGCUCUCGACCUUAUCACACUCGCUUCCUUCACCGUAUGAACUUCCAGCUUAGAAAAAACAAACAAAAUCAACCAUAACCUUAAUUCGUUCCAGCUGCAUGGUGAACAGAUCGAAGUUCAGAAGGCGAGCCGAAACUUGUAUCGCGUAGAAGACGAAACUGGUUUUCGCUAUUAUUCUAAUUACAACCCAUUCUUCGGUUACUUGACUAUAGUCUGGUCGCCACGGUUUGCUCCCGAUCAUGUUAACAGCCAGAACAGUGAACUUGCUACAGUGCAAAAGAUGGCCUCAUUCUGCCCUGCUCCAACUCAACGCAGUAUAGUCCUGCACCGUGCUCGCUUAGAAUAGCGCGCGUCCCGUGCAGUCACCCACAAAUUCGAGCUAUUCUCGUUCCGGUGUGAGUCCGCAGUGAGAGCGAAAACUUGUUAUCGAUUGGAUGCUUUGGGGACAGCCAUGCCGCGCUGUGGUCUUGCGCAAAGUGCGGGCAAAUUUCAGGACUUGUCACCAAUUUUUUUUUCGAAUUGCUCAAAUUAUUUGGUUGCAUGCUUACUUUAAAAGGCGGCGUUUAAAUCCAGCACGAAAAUUGUUUGCCUGAAUCGCCCUGUACAGGUGAGGGUCUAGGCCCAGAUCUACAUACUCAUCCCGGGCUAAACUGUCGUCUGCUUUGUCGAUACCGCUAUCAGCGGUUUUUCGUCUCCAGGAAAGAGAAGGCGGAGGAGAUUGGAGCGGCAGAACUGUUCUGUCGCAAGUGAAUUAUGGGAUUGAUCCAUUGCUGAGUGGGUCGUAGCCAGCAGGGACGAGAAGACACACACACGUGCUGCCAGACUUCCCUCCCCACAACCAUAGUCGUACAGACAGCAGCUUUAAAAGCACAUCGAUUGGUCGCGCGGCAAACAGGUGGAGGACCAAACGACGGCAGUCCCGUGACACCAUGGCGACUUCUCAUCUGACAGACGAUGAAAGAAAAGGUCAUCUCAGGCCAACACAAUAUCACGGCCAGCAGAACUGAUCACGUGUGCAACACGUAGAAUGAAUGAGUUGCGGUGACAAUUUGUUCUGCAUCAGGAAUAAGAUACGCGAGGCGUUUGAUGUGCUGGAUAACGACAAAGAUGGCCGACUCAACGCGGCGGAGCUGGAGACACUGCUACGCGGACAGUUCGUAGUCGCCUCCAACAAGGAGCUCAAAGAACUGCUGGAAAACAUGGAUGCAGACAAGGACGGGUCAGUUGAUUACGAGGAGUUCGAGGCGUUUGUGGCGAAGAACGGGCUGUACAAGGCCAGCGUGGAAGAAGUGUCUCAGGAGCUUAAGGAUGCCUUCCAGGUUUUCGAUCGUGACGGUGAUGGGUACAUCGACGUCGACGAGUUCAAAAGCGUCAUGAUGAACAUCGGUGACAAAAUGUCAGAAGAAGAGGUGAAGAAAAUGAUGGAGGAAGCCGACUCCGACAAAGAUGGAAAAAUAGACUACAAUGAAUUCAUUCACUUCAUGAGCAAGGGGAUGUACUAAAUAAGCCACUGCCUUCGCAUCAGUAUUGUCUUAUCGUUCCUGCGCCUCUCGUGGUCGCGGAGCAGAUGUUCCGUCCAACCAAAUAUCUUUCCCACCGCUGCUGGUUCGGUGGACAUUUCCCUCAGAAUGACGUCCGCUCAGUCUCGCACAGACAGAGAGAGAGAGAAUCCGCUGUCGAUGCCUAGAGCUUCACGGGAUCGGUGAGUCUGUGGACACUGAAGAGACUUGCCCCAAGCCCGUGGGCACGUCGCUGUGUGCGAGACGCCUUCAACUAGAGAUUGCUGCCACAACGAUCAAUAUUUUUCUACACCCAGAGCCUUUGUCACAUCUUUUCUACAAGUCAAAACGGCCUUUGAACUGUUGCAGACUUUGAUAUUUGAUAACCUGUUCCCACCAUCCCGGAAGUUAUUUUUGUUGAAAUCGAUGGACGUUAUAUGGGUGAUUCGGAACGCGCACGUACCGUGUCAGUAACAGUUGCUGUUGCUUGGUCACGUGUGGUCAAUGCACGAUUUUUUAUUGGUUAGAACUGCUGAUAUUUUCUGCUUCUUUAACCUUUUUUUUCCUUGUCUUUGUUCAGCAGUAAUAGGCAUGCUGUUGGUUGAGAUUUUACUCAAGUCCCUUGCAGGUCUACAGGGCACAAAGGGUGGAGGUGUGCCUUUUCACCGCCACCACACCACCUUCCACGGCAGAUGCUAGAGAUAUAUGAAACUACUGCUACUGCACUGUGCGAACAUCAUAGUGCUACUGCACCCUGCUAAUGGUGGCUUUAACUCUACUUUUUUCUGUCUGCGCAUAUAUACAUCCACUGCCACCUACAUAUACUUACAGAUACACGCAAGCAUGAAUAACUCAAAACCCAUAAUCGUUUAAACCUUUCAAAAAUGGUCUAAAUCAUAACUGUCAAUUUUUUUCUCCCUUCAAGCAGUGUUUUAGAUGAUGAUCAUUUCUCUGUUUUUGUAUACCCCAUAAUGUUUAGUAAUGCGCUACAUAAAUCUACUAUUACUAAGGAGAUGCAGUAUUUGUUUGUUUAUAAAUACAACACCUGCAUGCUGAUUGUUCGCUCCCUUAGCACAAUAUAGCACGUCCACUUACCUCCUUAACGACACUUGUUUCCUUAUCGAACAAGAAAGGGUUGAAGAUAGUGAUCAAAACUGGAAAAAAAGAAACGACGCACUGUUAUUUAUUUAUUUAUUUAUUUUUUGGCUCUUUUUUAUUUUCACCGCACUUCCCAAACCUUCGGUAAAUACACUAUGAAUAAAAUAAUUUCAGAAUGUC